Messenger RNA from Daldinia loculata, 2627 nucleotides. Its product is annotated as glycoside hydrolase family 15 protein. Gene Ontology annotation, biological process: carbohydrate metabolic process. Bases 522 to 2558 code for a protein of 678 amino acids. The record is from RefSeq and is a predicted model, not a curated record. The transcript is spliced from 11 exons. NCBI's taxonomy places the organism in Eukaryota, Fungi, Ascomycota, Sordariomycetes, Xylariales, Hypoxylaceae. Gene Ontology annotation, molecular function: hydrolase activity, hydrolyzing O-glycosyl compounds.
GUCUAGGUACCUAAUAUAUAACAAAUUCUCGAAAAAGGAUGUGACCCUUUAACAGAGCUGCCGUGCAAUACGCCGAGAUUGCUCCUCUGAAACUGCUAUAAUCAACUUGAUGACGUAGCUACCAAGAUACCAAUCUCGAAAUGUCUUAACUGAACCAUGGGAAUAAGGCACACGCGCAUAAGCUGCCUUCAUGCAGUGGCCUUACUAAGACACAUACGUAGAUCCGCCCCGGGGAAUCGUGGGGAGCUUACACUGGAGCUCUCCCAAUCCACUUCAUGACUUUAGUAUGAUGUCAGGAUUAUAGCCAGCAAUUCAGCUUUAUUGUUCAAGACAUUGACGUAUAUCACUUUGAGACUUAUUACUAAAUUACGGAUUAGGAAAACUAGUCAAGUAUUAUCAUAAUAAUAAGAUUAUACACACUCAAAUUGUCGAUAGAUAUCGUAAGAAGAAAUUAGCCAUUUCAAGACUCCGAAGCUCCCGUCCUCAUACCUUAACUCCGGCAGACCUCAUUCUCGCUCGCCAUGGCUACCGCUAAGUGUAAUACCCUAAACGUCUCUACAAGAGACGUUGCUGGGUAUCUUCCGAUUGAGAAUUAUGGCAUGAUUGGGAAUAUGAGAACUUGCUCGUUGGUAAGCAUGGAUGGGAGUAUAGAUUUCAUGUGCUGGCCAGACUUCGACUCUCCAUCCGUGUUUGGCCGUCUCCUGGACAAGCACAAGGGGGGCUACUUUAGUAUAGCCCCCCCUGAGCCCGCAUCAUGCACAACCAAGCAGCAAUACCUCCCAUCGGCCGCCAUCUUACAAACUCGCUAUAUUAACGAAGAUGGCGUCGUCGACGUUGUGGACUUUUUCCCCCGUCCCAAGGAGUCUACCGUUCCGUCUACGAAAUACAAGCACAGUGCCUAUCGCGAGGCCAGGAGCGUAUACGAAGAGCUGAAGAAAUGGCUAGUUCGGCGAGUCGAGUGCAUCCGCGGUCAGAUGUCAUUAGACGUGGACGUCUUCCCAGCGUUCGACUAUGCAAGGGAGUCUCACACGACUACCAUACUACAAAAAGUGUGUGGAGUUGAUAGUCCCCAGAGCAAGACUGUCACUUUCCACAGCAAGGACCUAAAUCUUCAACUCGAUGUGACUAUCGACUGCGGCGGCGGAGAGUUAGAUACUUGCCCAACCCUUCUUUUCAAAAAGGUGCAGAGAGAUGGUAUGAAAGGCGAGGGGGUUGUCGCCAAUUUUACGCUGCAAGAGGGCCAGGCGAUUUCAUUCGUUAUUCGAGAAGAUAAACCAAACCACGUUACGGAGAACAUCACAACUACGAUCCUCGAUGCUCAACAACAUAACACGCAGGCGUACUGGUUUAAAUGGCUCUCUAAAAGCAGUUAUAAGGGCGCCUGGCGCGAGGUAGUCAUGCGAAGUUUCAUGAUAUUAAAAUUAUUAACGUACGAGCCCACAGGAGCCAUAGUCGCGGCCCCUACAUUCUCAAUACCCGAAGCGAUCGGUGGAGUUCGAAACUGGGAUUACCGUUUCUCCUGGGUCCGAGAUUCCAGCUUCACAAUCUACAUCUUGCUACGGAUGGGGUUUACGCAAGAAGCGGACGCUUAUAUGGAGUUCAUCAGCGGAAUACUGCAGAAGACUACGGCGAAGGGCAGCGAUCUACCGAUCAUGUUUACCAUUAGGGGCGAGACCGACAUACCGGAGCAAGAGCUUGACCAUCUCGACGGCUACAAAGGUAGUAGACCGGUCCGAAUCGGCAAUGGAGCUGCAUUCCAUAAGCAAUUCGACACAUAUGGCGAACUGAUGGACGCCAUAUAUCUUUACAACAAGUAUGGAAAGCCUAUAUCAUGGGACACUUGGGUUUCGGUUCGCAAAAUGCUUGACCACGUUCUAACAAUACUUCACGAACCGGAUAUGUCGAUAUGGGAAGUCCGCAACCACAAGCAACACUUCGUCUACUCGAAAAUAAUGCUCUGGGUCGCCCUCGACCGAGGUGUCCGCCUCGCCGAGAAGCGCUGUCUCCCAUGUCCCAACCGCGGAAAGUGGCUCGCGGCUCGAGACGCUAUUUACGAAGAAGUCAUGGAGAAAGGCUACAACACAGAAAUGGAAAGCUUCAUCCAAAGCUACGAAAACAACACCAUCCUCGACUCCUCGAUCCUAAUCGCGCCCCUAGUCUUCUUCAUCACCCCCAACGACCCGCGCUUCCUCAACACCGUCGACCGCAUCCUUCUCGCGCCAGAGAAAGGCGGGCUAACGAGCGCAGGCCUGGUCUACCGGUAUAACACGGAGCUCGCCAACGACGGCGUCGGCGGCCACGAAGGCGCAUUCAGCAUGUGCACCUUCUGGCUCGUCGAAGCGCUAACCCGCGCAUCGGUCUACGAGCCGCGGUACCUCGAGCGCGCCGUCAACCUCUUCGAGAACAUGCUCAGCUUCUCGAACCACCUGUCCAUGUUCUCCGAGGAGAUCGCGCGCAGCGGCGAGCAGCUAGGCAACACGCCCCAAGCCUUUAGCCAUCUGGCCCUCAUUAGCGCCGCCUUUAACCUCGACCGCGCUCGAGACUACGCGAGGAGGUGAGGAUCGAAGAAUUGCGGGUGACGCUAGAUUGGUGCUUCUGUGGUAAUGUCGCACUGGGUGGCGGCGGAG